UUCUUCUCUUCCUCCAUUCUGACUCCCCCUGAACUAACACCGCGUCGCUCACCGCACUGAGAGUAUCACAUCAUCCCCUCUUCAAUCUCCGUCGCCUCUACCAUCGCCAGCGCCAUUUCGCACUCUCUACUCCUGCUCUCUUGUGCUUCCCUCCUCCUCCUCCCUCUGCUGCUGCUGCUGCUCUCGUAGCUCCUCUUUCUUCGUCCUCUGCUAUCUGACUGUGCAGCUCUCUUGCACUUCCAGAACUUCACUCUUCUUCGUUUUGCUCCUCUAUGGCACAUUGACUCAGUCGCUGCUAUUCGACCCCUUGCCUGCGGGCGCGCCUGCCAUUUUGUCUACCUCGUGUGUUUGUGCCGAUUCUUUUUCGGUGGAGUGCGUGAACCCGAGUGGCGACCGUCACAGAUUGAUGAAGACCACGCACCUGGCUGACUACUACAUUUGGUGACUGCCGCUGCUUAUCGACUGCUGCUGAUGACGAGCGACGUCUGUUGCUCCUUGUGAAUCGGAGUGAGUGUUUGCGACGAUCUAGAAGGGGACGUGUUAGCGGAACGCAUCUGGCAGGCGAACGCGUCGUUCUUGUUUAGAGACUGGAGACUUGAGUUUUGUUGUUCAACGCUGCGAGGUGGAAGUGGGGGAUUCGGCUUGGCGGAGAGUGGAGCAGUCCUGGAGCGACAUACAGGAAGGCAAGGCGCGAGUAUUGUGCGGGAGGUGAUGCUUCGUUGAAGUGCUGUGUUUAGGCCUCGUUGACGUGCCUUCGAGGCACUGCAGCGUUGAUUGAGGGUGCUGACUGGCUAGGAUUGCCCACUCUAAGGUUUAGGUCUCGGCGGUAGGUGCGAAAGGUUUCGAUGCAGGUUGUUUUUACGUCGUUCUGGUGAAUGUAGCACAUGCUGUGAUCGAGUCAGUACUUGACAGGGCACUGCUCCGCUUUACUGCUUCCGUUUCCCCUGACAAACCUCCUGCCUACGAGCAAGGGUAUACCUACUAUCUAGCUCCUAUCUAACUCAGCUGCCAGCCAUGGUGCACAGAUCAGUCUCUACUAUCACAUCAUUGUCAAUUAUAUUGCUUACUUUCUCUGCAUUAGCCACUGCAGUAAGGCCUUCACCAUUCGACUUCCCUGCUAGGGCUGAGCUGCACUCGGAACCCGCUCUACAUUCUCAGGGAUCAGGACCGCAGUAUUCGUCAGGACCGGAAUGGCCAGAAUUCAGAGAAGCCCCGGCGUUUCGGAAUGGGAAACAAUGCGCUUUCGUGAACAGAACAGAGAACGAGCUGGACCACAUAUGUGACCGGAACUCGGUGCACAUUGCGAUGACACUGGAUGUGAAGUACUUGCGUGGCUCUAUGGCCGCGGUUUUUUCCAUACUGAAGCAUACUGCGUGUCCGGAGAAUGUCAUCUUUCACUUCUUUGCUGCAGACCGUGACGAGCAGCUGCGGUCUCUCAUCUUCUCAACCUUUCCCUUUCUGAGAUUUAAGGUGUAUCAUUUUGACGAGGCGCUGGUGAAUUUAAGGAUCUCUCCGUCAGUGCGACCUGCUCUGGAGCACCCUUUGAACUAUGCACGUAGCUAUUUGGCGGAUAUCUUGGAGCCGUGUAUUCAGCGAGUCAUAUAUUUGGAUUCCGAUCUCAUCGUCGUGGACGACAUUGUGAAGCUAUGGGGGACAAGGCUAGGGCCUUACGCCAUUGGCGCCCCGGAGUACUGCCACACCAACAUGACGAAAUACUUUACGAACGCGUUCUGGCAGAAUAGAACCCUGUCUCGCACCUUUGAUGGGAAGAAGCCGUGUUACUUCAAUACCGGGGUCAUGGUGAUGGACAUGACGAAGUGGAGAACUGAGAACUACCGCGCGGUUAUCGAACAGUGGAUGGGGGUCCAGAACAGGACCAGGAUUUACGACCUAGGUUCGCUUCCUCCAUUCCUGCUCGUCUUUGGAGGGUCCGUGGAGCCAAUCGAUCACAGGUGGAAUCAGCAUGGUCUUGGUGGAGACAACCUGGAGGGUAAGUGCAGGCCGUUGCACCCGGGUCCUGUGAGUUUGUUGCACUGGAGUGGCAAGGGCAAGCCAUGGAUCCGAAUCGACCAAAGGAAAACAUGUCCUGUGGAUAGUCUGUGGGCUCCUUAUGACCUUCUUCAACCCUCCGCAUUAUCUUACCAAUAAGAAUGCGUUCUGUGGGCAUCGAGAAGUGAAGGAAAAUAACUAACGUUAGUUGCAGCAUAGAUGCAUAGAUUGUUGUUGUACAAUAUUACAGAAUUAGUCUAGUUUAACGGAGUCCGGCUGAUUUGACGGGCUUCCACAAUUCUUUCUGACAAAAUAUUUAAUAAGUUUGCGAACACGUGACCGCACUAACUGCAGGACAUCAUCCACGCAAGUGAGAGUGUCCUUUUGACAAGAGUAAUCGGGUAGGGAUAGCGAAAGGAUGUAGAAUCCAAUGAGAGGAUUUUUGCAUCUCGUGUCUUAAGUCGUUGACAAUUAUCGUACAUGGUGAAUUGUGGGCGGGGUUCGCGAAGUGCAACCUUGUUUUUGGUCACCAUUAGCCGAGCCGGCAGAGUGCUAGUAGCAGGAAAUUCUGUCGUUUGUUCAUUGUUAGCUGAAGAGCUCCGUAUCCCUCGUGCCAGAGUUGUAUAACUUUAUGAUGCUACCAAUGACAAGAACUUGGGUAUCCGUUGCCAUUCUGUUCCCCGUC
Messenger RNA from Physcomitrium patens, 2674 nucleotides. RefSeq names its product putative galacturonosyltransferase-like 6. Gene Ontology annotation, cellular component: Golgi apparatus. The record is from RefSeq and is a predicted model, not a curated record. Gene Ontology annotation, molecular function: glycosyltransferase activity. Lineage: Eukaryota; Viridiplantae; Streptophyta; Bryopsida; Funariales; Funariaceae.